This is a messenger RNA of Uloborus diversus, 818 nucleotides long. It is a transcript of the gene Taf12, whose product is annotated as transcription initiation factor TFIID subunit 12-like. Gene Ontology annotation, cellular component: transcription factor TFIID complex; SLIK (SAGA-like) complex; SAGA complex. The transcript is spliced from 7 exons. The record is from RefSeq and is a predicted model, not a curated record. Gene Ontology annotation, molecular function: TBP-class protein binding; protein heterodimerization activity; DNA binding. Bases 161 to 718 code for a protein of 185 amino acids. Gene Ontology annotation, biological process: RNA polymerase II preinitiation complex assembly; DNA-templated transcription initiation. Lineage: Eukaryota; Metazoa; Arthropoda; Arachnida; Araneae; Uloboridae.
UUUUGAACUUGGCAACAUCACGUUAACUGUGUUGUUGACAAUUUCAACGCAAUUUAGGAAAAUUUGAUGUGUUGGGCUUUUGUAUUAAGAAUUCGCGCGAUUUACUUGAAAAAUGCUCCUAUAAACUUGAUAAUUUUGUGCUAAUAUUCCAGGGAAAGCUAUGUCCUUGGUAACAACCAUAAAUUCAACUCCAAUUCCUUCGGUACCAGCUACAACUAUACAGUCAAAUAUAAUAUCUGGGGUGAAUACUCAAGCCUCAGGAACAAUCACAAUACCUGUAGUAAACUCUGUGACUGCAGUUAGUUCUGUUCUCACUCCUAUAUCUAUAAGUACUCAUAAUUCAAUAAGCCCUGCUUUGAAAGUCAGCAUAAUAAACAGUGAUAAUUCUCAGGUCCACCAGAUUUUAAAUAAACAGCGGUUACAAGAUCUAGUUCGUGAAGUUGAUCCCAAUGUCCAGAAUGAUGAUGAUGUUGAAGAGUUAUUGCUGGCUCUGACAGAAGAAUUUAUUGAAGAUGUAGUUUUAACGUCUUGUUUAUUGGCAAAGCACAGAAAGUCCAAUGCUUUAGACGUAAAAGAUGUACAGCUGAGUCUUGAAAAAAAUUGGAACAUGUAUAUUCCAGGAUUUGGCUGUGAAGAAUUACGACCAUACAAAAAAUCUGCUACAACAGAAGCGCACAAACAGAGAAUGGCAUUGAUACGGAAAACGCUGAAGAAAUGAAAAUGUACACUCUAGUGGUCCUAAGAUACUAAAUUUUAAUUUUGAAUAUUGUGGAUUAUAAUGCUGUAUAUUGUUUCAAAUAAAUUAUUUGCUGUUUGUA